Messenger RNA from Bufo bufo (common toad), 1008 nucleotides. RefSeq names its product gastrula zinc finger protein XlCGF8.2DB-like. Gene Ontology annotation, molecular function: DNA-binding transcription factor activity, RNA polymerase II-specific; RNA polymerase II cis-regulatory region sequence-specific DNA binding. Lineage: Eukaryota; Metazoa; Chordata; Amphibia; Anura; Bufonidae. The record is from RefSeq and is a predicted model, not a curated record. Bases 1 to 1008 code for a protein of 335 amino acids. The transcript is spliced from 2 exons. Gene Ontology annotation, biological process: regulation of transcription by RNA polymerase II.
AUGAGCAACUCCCAUAAACAUCUCCAUUUAUCUUCCCAUCAUGAAGCAGAAGAUAACAAUACCACACAAGCUAAUUCAAUAACUCCCAAUGUAUCCUCAGUCCUUCACAGCAGAGAUCUAUCCACCAAUACUGCUGCUAACAAGAAGUCUUCAUCUAGGCAAUCACUGAUUGUCAGAAAAAGAGCUAAACAGAAGCGUGGGAAACAUUUUAAAAAUAAAUCUGAUCUUUCUUUGCAUGAAAGAAAUCACAGAGACAAAAAGCCAUUUUCAUGCACAGAAUGUGAAAAAUCUUUUUCCAAGAAAUGCCUUCUAGUUGAACAUCAGAGAACUCACACAGGAGAGAAACCAUAUUCAUGUUCAGAAUGUGGGAAAUGUUUUACUCGGAAAUCCCUUCUCGGGAGCCAUCUAAGAGUUCACACAGGGGAGAAGCCAUUUUCAUGUUCAGAAUGUGGGAAAUGUUUUACUCAUAGGUCAAGUUUUAUUCGGCAUCAGACAACUCACACAGGGGAGAAGCCAUUUUUAUGUCCUGAAUGUGGGAAAUACUUUGCUAAGAAAUCAUUGCUCACAACCCAUCUAAGAACUCACACAGGGGAGAAGUCAUUUUCAUGUUCAGAAUGUGGGAAAAGUUUUACUCGGAAAUCCCUUCUCGGGAGCCAUCUAAGAGUUCACACAGGGGAGAAGCCAUUUUCAUGUUCAGAAUGUGGGAAAUGUUUUACUCAUAGGUCAAGUUUUAUUCGGCAUCAGACAACUCACACAGGGGAGAAGCCAUUUUUAUGUCCUGAAUGUGGGAAAUAUUUUUCUAAGAAAUCAUUGCUCACAACCCAUCUAAGAACUCACCCAGGGGAGAAGCCAUUUUCAUGUUCCGAAUGUGGGAAAUGUUUUACUCAGAAAGUGGAUCUUCAUAGACAUCAGAGAACUCACACAGGGGAGAAGCCAUAUUCAUGUUCCAAAUGUGGGAAAUGUUUUGCUCUAAAAUCAGGUUCCCGGGUGCAAGAUUGUCAUACAUGA